Dentiscutata erythropus is the source of this 123-nucleotide messenger RNA. Lineage: Eukaryota; Fungi; Glomeromycota; Glomeromycetes; Diversisporales; Gigasporaceae. The record is from the annotation of a GenBank genome assembly.
AUAUUGUCGGAACCAAUGAUAAAAAAAUCGAAGCACUUAAACGACAUGCAGCAAAUCAAGCCCGGAUGAUGGCUAAAAAACAAAACCAACUUGAAGAAGAAGGUAUUGUUGAACAAUGGGAGG